UUGCGCAUCACGUCACGGAGCAAGCACGCCGCGCCAACGUCCGCCUACCGACCAUGGCACAGGCAUCUCUGUCCCUCCUGCUGCUCAUCUUCUUCCUAUUGGCUCCCACGGCUCUCCUGACACCCAGAGUGGCGGCAGCAGUCGCCCCCUGGUGGGCGGAGCAGGCAUCUCCGGCGGGGCUGACCGUCCAGCGUCGUUCGCCGCCGGCGUUGGACCUCCAGGCGGCGCUUCUGGCAGCGCUGCCCACCGGUGAUCUGUGUCCUUCACACGCCGGCGUGCGGGACCUCUGCCAACAGUGCGCCAAGGUGACCAAGGACCCCAAGGCGUUCCGCAUGUGCUGCAGUAACACACGCGAAGCACGUACCUGGUGCGCUAGCUUCCUCGACUUCGGACUCAACUAAGCAUGCUCCUCAUGGAUGUAUCUUUGGCCUCUCUCACCGUCAACGAUGCCUUGACAACCGUAGCAGCAACUACGAAGGUAUCCCCCAGACCACUGCUAUGGAUCCGUUCUAUUACGUCGCCCGAUUCCAGCAUGGAUGCCAGACAAUCUUCGCUAUUUAUUCUCGCCACCUUUUUUCUUCGUUAAUGCGCUCGUCAAAAUCGUGCAGGCAGUGCGAUAUAUCAAGGUGACUUUGUUAUCCUUUUCAUGGCUAUUCUAUCUAAAUGCCUUCUAUAAAAGAAUGAAAUGCCGCCUGAAUUUUGUAACCGCACUGCACUGUGCUUUCUAGAGCACCCGGUUGCCAGAGAAACGUACACAGCGUUCAAAGAUAAAGUAGGAAAACGUUUUUUCGACUGAUAUUUUUCGCAACGCUCAUUGUAUUUAACAAAUUGUCCAAAGCAGCACACUAUUCCUUGUAUACAUAAACACUCUUAAUGCUUCAAUGGAAUUGUUUCUUUUAAUUAAUACGAGUACUGAUGUUUUCGCCAUUAGGUGAAUGGCUAAGUACUGCCAGUGUUAAGAGAGCUGUUCGACCAAAGCUUCUGUAUUUGUCUGCAUUUCUUGAAUACCAGCCGUUGCAUUUACUUAACACAGUGAGCAGCUCACUGACCUGUUGUUAGAGCCUCUGCAGCAUUCAUUUCCACGUUCGGGUCUUCAUAUCUCACCCUUCUUGCAUGUUGUCGAUGUUGGUGCCUCUGAACUGGGUGCGGACACAAUCGCGAAAUCCGCCUUAGAGUGUGUAUCCGUCCCGUUUAUUUCUUUUCGCGAAUAAACUGUACACUUCUGUGUAGUGAAAACUUUUGACAUGC
This is a messenger RNA of Dermacentor andersoni, 1248 nucleotides long. RefSeq lists its product as uncharacterized. The record is from RefSeq and is a predicted model, not a curated record. NCBI's taxonomy places the organism in Eukaryota, Metazoa, Arthropoda, Arachnida, Ixodida, Ixodidae.